AUGGAUAACGAUAAAUUGAUCAGCCUUGUGUACGAGAACAGGUGUUUGUGGGAUAUGAGAGACAAAAAUUACCAUAACAGAGAUAUUUCUCUGCAAAAGUGGGAGAAGAUUGCUACAGAACUCAACACUAGCAGUGAAUCAGCCAAAACUAAGUGGCGAGGUUUGAGGGACACAUUUCGCAAGGAACUGGCCAAGAAUCCUACAAAACGGAGCGGAGACGAAGGAGGAAUCAUCAAAGAGUAUAAAUGGGCCUAUUUCAAAACCAUGGAGUUUCUGAAGGACCAAUUUCAAAAAAGAAAAUUGCAGGGCAAUGUCCCGAGUGAGGCAACAUUUGAUGAAGACACACAGAAUUCAACUACUAUUUUUUCCCCAGAUCCCCCUGAAAUCGAACCAGAAUCACAAACACAAACUGGCGAAUCACCUCAGAACACAACGAAUGAAACGCCACCACAAAACUUUGCUGCUCCUUAG
Macrobrachium nipponense is the source of this 471-nucleotide messenger RNA. Its product is annotated as transcription factor Adf-1-like. The transcript is spliced from 2 exons. NCBI's taxonomy places the organism in Eukaryota, Metazoa, Arthropoda, Malacostraca, Decapoda, Palaemonidae. The coding region runs from base 1 to 471 and encodes 156 amino acids. The record is from RefSeq and is a predicted model, not a curated record.